UUGCGUUGCCAGUCCCGACUCGUUGAUCUGACCCCAUCCCCCUUCCCCCCUGAUGUAGGUACAAAGCCUCAGGACUUCUUCAACAAGCGUUUUUCCCACCCUCUCUCUCUCCUCGCCCGCCUCCCCUUCACCUUGCUCAAUCUUCAGCAUCUUGUAUUCUACAAUCUACCCGUCUGUCUGUCUUGUCUGCCUGUCUGCCUGCCUGCCUGCUUGACCGUCCCAGCCCGAUCUUGUGUGUUCGUCUGCCGUGCCUCCUUCGCCCUCGGCAUCGACCAUCCGCACCACACCCGCCCUUCCCCCUUGCGUUCCACCCUCGUAUGCGACCUGCAGCCGCUUCAGGCAGGCUACCUGCUCCUCCAUCAUGGAGUCCCUCCCCGUAGAGCUGGUGCGCCUCAUCUAUGAGUCUUGUGACCUGCCCAGCGUCAAGAACCUCCGCCUCAUGUCCUCCUUCUUUGCCGAGAUUGGCCUUGAGUACUUGAUGGGGUCCAAGAUCAACGUCGUCAGCUGGAGGGACGACGUCGCCAGGCUGCACUCCAUCGCCACCCACCAGCGCCUCAGGAGUGCCGUCCAGUCUCUCACCAUCAACUUCGCCGAUGUCGACGAGUACAAUGCUCGUCACGCAUCUUUCUUCCAGCACUACCUCGAGGACCCCGAGGAGCGCAAUGAGCGUCUGCAGGCCGCCUGGCUGGCCUACUGGGAGGCAAAGCAGCAGCGCAUGACCGUCCCGGCCUUUGACAGCCGCCCGGACAUGGUCCUGGAGGCCUUCCGGAACCUGCCAAAUCUACGCCACCUCGAUGUCACUUUCACCAGGUGCCCCUUCGACAUUGAGGUCCUGGACCAGGUCUUCCAGGGCCUGCCCAGCUGCCGCAAGAUGGACCGGGACCAUGCCGCCAAGAACCUUGCCCUGAUCGCAUCCGCCCUCAAGGAGACAGACCUGACCUCUUUGACCAUCGACCGCUUCCCGCUGGAGACCUUGAGGCUGCCGGACGAGAGGAGGCACUGGUUCGACUGCGUCUCGACCUCGUUCGCCAAACUGACGACGCUCAACAUCACCGUCGACCCGUCCACGCUUAAGCUGCCGAAUCAGAGAUUCAAGGCCAUCAAGGGCCUGGGCCACAUCCUGCGCUGUGCUGCCAAUGUCACCAAUCUCACACUGGCCUUCCACACCUACGGCAUGCCCAAGCACAAGUUCAUCAUCUGGUUCGACACACUGCUCGAGGGCUUCACCUUCGAGAAGCUCACCGACCUCAAGCUGGAGGGCAUCUCGUGCGACGAGGAAGACCUGCGGAAAUUCAUCCUACGGCACGCCGGCACGCUCGAGCGGCUCCGCCUGGGCGGUCGCGGCCUCGCAAAGGCCCACGAGGGUGGCCUGGGCGGCAUCCACCUCUGCCGGGGCACCUUCCGGGGCCUGUUCGUCGGGUUGCGGAAUCGGCUGCCGAAGCUGGAGAGGAUCCACCUGGAGGGUGAUUUCGAAUGCGUCGGCGUCGAGAGGUCCUCCAACGAGGCCUACAGCUUCCACGGCGUCACCAACGACAACUGGGAGGACAUGUCGGGUGACUGGCGGCUAGGCCGCGCCGUGUCAUCGUCCGGCAGGACCACCAGGGAUUGCCUCGACUUCGAGCGAUAUCUGCUCCAGGGGGGAAGAUACCCGGGCUCCACGUCCGUCUCCCCUGCUGUCGUGGCCCCGGCGCAGUAGCUGACCACCGGGACCACAUGUGGCCUCUUGCGACGGACGACCUUGUUAAAUUACUACCACAACCUUUACGCUCUCUGACACACACACACUGCAUAGACUUGCAACUAGACUUGGACUCGGCGAUCGAGUACUGGUGUUCUGGGAAUUGCUUUUCUGGGGUCGGGGUUUACCAAGUUUGGGAGUUCACUGUUGCCGCCGCCGCUCCUCGCCGCUGCAGCUUCCUUUUCAACUAUAUAUAGACGAAUGCCCCCACGGCGAUCCAAACCGAUCUACAACAUUCAUGUAGCUUCGAGACGAUUUGACGAUAUCAAAUAGAAAAUGAGCCCAGAGCCAAUCAUGUUAAUCAUUCAUUCAUUUAUCUGCCGACUCCUUAUGCGUCUAUCCAUACCAUGUGUUCGUGCAUCCAUCCAACAGCAUAUAUAAGACCUCUCCGAUAUAGCGGUGCAACCUGUCGUCGUAGUUUGAAGCAGGCGGCCGCUUGGCAAGGCGGUUUUGACGACGCCACAUGGGACGCCGAAAACCUGCUUGCAGUGCUGCUGCCCGGGAACUUGGAACGGCGACGGGUAGCCGCGAUCACCAUACGCAGGGGAGACGUCAUCGUAGGUUACCCGCAUUUUUCCUGGGAGGAAC
This is a messenger RNA of Diaporthe batatas, 2326 nucleotides long. RefSeq lists its product as uncharacterized. The record is from RefSeq and is a predicted model, not a curated record. The transcript has a single exon. The coding region runs from base 362 to 1696 and encodes 444 amino acids. NCBI's taxonomy places the organism in Eukaryota, Fungi, Ascomycota, Sordariomycetes, Diaporthales, Diaporthaceae.